Molecule: messenger RNA, 1866 nt
Organism: Penicillium waksmanii
Lineage: Eukaryota; Fungi; Ascomycota; Eurotiomycetes; Eurotiales; Aspergillaceae
Product: putative C6 transcription factor
Exons: 5
Coding region: 1-1866 (621 amino acids)
Biological process (GO): DNA-templated transcription
Cellular component (GO): nucleus
Molecular function (GO): zinc ion binding; DNA binding
Source: RefSeq, a predicted model, not a curated record
AUGACCAGGCGGACGUCGUUGGACCAGGCCAAUCCACCACCUGUCUCCUCUAGCCGAUUGACAAGCCAGCCAACGUCUAAUGCUUCGAGUCCCGGCUCAUUGGGUAGCGGACGCAUCUUUGCGCCCCCGGAGCCCCAUUCUGCUCUUCCGGGCUACUUGGGCUCUACAAGUUUCACUGCAGUCCUUACCGAGCAUCGAAAUGAAAUUCCGUUCGACCCCGAGGAGAACCUCGAUUCCUGUCCCGUUUUAACAGUGGAGCCUGACCGCGUCCAGUCCGGAGCGGAGGUCCUACUAUUCCUCUACAGCUUCAAGAAUCGCCAAAAGUUAUUGGAUCGAUUUUAUUCUCGAACAUGGAAUGCGAUUGCCCCAGAGGCUGUUCUACAGGCUACACUAAUGUCGAUCGACAGAAUCUUUAACGAUUUUGAUGGCAAUAACUUGAUGCCCCAGUUACAAAAGCUCGCCACCCAAAUAUUUCGGAAUACUUCACGACCAAUGGCUACUCAUCAAUCCAUGACAAUACACGAAUACUGUGACUCAUUCACUGGGGAAAACCUUCGAUGGGAGCCUAUUGGCAAUCUUUUUUCAAUAUUUGGUCAGCAAUUGGUGAUAACCCCAGACAAUGACCCUGAUUUCUCCCAAGGAUCAGACGAUCCUCGAGCAAAAGACCGUCUCCUGGAGCAGGUCGUUGUGGCUACCACUAUUUGCAUCAACUUUUGUGAUCAAGCUUCCUCGGCCAAUGAAAUGCUAGCCUAUCUGCAGUUUAACGACGUUAUGCUACAGACCCAGCAAUACGGAGAUUCAAGCUAUCAAGCGUGGCGUCGUCUAGGCGACCUGAUAGCCACGGUUUAUGCUGCGGGUCUUCAUACAGAUGGAGAGGACGACAAUCGUCCAUUUUUCCUGCGCCAGUGGCGAAAAGGGUGUUUAAUCAGUGUCUUCUAUAUGGACAAGAUGCAAGCAUGCUUCGUUGGUCGACCACCUUUAAUGAAUUAUCGAUAUUGUACCAUGGAACCUCCUCUAGAUUUGAGUGACGAAGUUCUCAUCGAAGGAGGCGACGCUCUGAACAAAGCGAUUUCAGAGCUUGACAGUAAUGGCUGGAAUACCCAUGGGGGACGCUACCGCAUGACUCCUUCAAGGCUACGUUUCAAGAUGGCAAUUUGCAGAGAGCAAACUCUCGAGCUGGCUCUCGGAACCCACCAACCGCAAGAUCUGGUACAGAAAACACAAGAAAUAAAGGAGAAGAUAUGCGCUGUUUGGGAGUCUACUCCAGAUCAAAUUUGUUAUGACCGCCGAAAUAACGAUGAUUUUCAUGACGGCUUUCUGACCAUCGUCUACAUGUAUCUCAACUACCUCUAUACAUGCUUUCUGCUCCAGAGGACCUUGAUAAAGCACACGAAUACUGGACAGAAGGCACUCUGUGAUAUUUCCCGCCAAACCUUGGCCAUUGUCAUCAAUCUUACCUCGGUCCGCAGCCCUAUGGUGGAUCUCGACAGACAUUAUUCUUGGAUAGCCCUCACCUAUGGUCUCCCCACGGCCAGCGUUCUUCUACUAGAAUUAUUGCACCAGUCUCACAAGCCUGGCCCGCACAAUAUCGAGCUUCCUCGAUCUGAGCUCAUUCGGAACUUAAGUGUCUUUAUAUCUGUCCUAUCUUGGGUAUCACGUCCUGGUCAUGGGAAUUAUCAUACAUGCAAAGAAGCCGAGAAGAAGCUCUCGCGGAUCCUCGACCAAUUGCUCGAUCCGCAGCCCGUCCCCGCAGAAACGGUGCACGAUGUCACCUCCGGUCUGUCCAGCUUUCUUGACUGGUCAAAUUACAAUACUUGGGAUUUCAGCACGGAGUUGUUUCCGGCGGCAGAUGGACUCGCGCCGUGA